AUGUUAUUUUCCCGAACCUCCAAAACCAACUGAAGAAGACGAAGACAGACGCUCUGAACCGCUUUUCAAAACAAAAUAUUUGCAGGCUUUAUGAAUAAUUACGGACAAAAUUUACAAGUGAAGACAUGCAUUCAGUCUAUCAGGAGGAACAGAAAUCUGUAAAAAUUGAGUUUAUUGAAGAUUACUGUGAGAACAGGAGUGAUCCAGGACCCAAAGUGAAGCAUGAAGAAGAUGCUUGUGAACAGGGAGACCUGAUGGAAGAAAAUGAGGAGAGAGAAGAACUGAAUCAAGUGGAGGAGAAAUGUGUCAAAACUGAAGAAACAUCUUUGAGUUGCGGUAAAUGUGUACGGAGAAAAGCCAUCAAAAAUGUCACUUUCCCUCAGUGUGGAAAAAGAUUUUCAUACAAACAAAGUCUGAAACGUCACACGAGAAUUAAUGGUGGAGAGAAGCCGCACACAUGUGAUCAGUGUGGGAGAACUUUUGCCACAGCUACCGCAUUGAAACGACACCAGAUCAUUCACACUGGAGAAAAACCUUACAAGUGUUCACACUGUGACAAGAGAUUCAGCCAGUCAGGACAUAGGAAAAGACAUGAGAUGAACCAUGCUGGAAAGAAGCCGCACACAUGUGAUCAGUGCGGGAAGAACUUCACACAAGCAAAUCUGAGCUCUCACUCUGGAGAAAGAACAUUUAACUGUGAUCAAUGUGGUAGAAAAUGUAUUCGGGCAGAACAGCUGAAGAGCCACCCAAACAUUCAUUCAAAGGAGAAGCCUCACGUGUGUUCUUUGUGUGGAAAGAGCUUUUCACAACUGGGUUAUUUCAAAAUACACCAGGAAAUACACAGCGGUGUGAAGAAUCACAUGUGCUUUGACUGUGGAAAGACUUUUAUUACACCUGCUGAACUGAAACUGCACCAAAGAAGUCACACUGGAGAAAAACCUUACAAGUGUUCACACUGCGACAAGAGAUUCAGUCAGUCAUCAGCAUUGAAACAACAUGAGCGGAUCCACACUGGAGAGAAACCUUACAAGUGUUCACACUGCGACAAGAGAUUCUCUUGGUCAGGAAAUCUGAAAAAACACGAGAGGGUCCACACUGAAGAUAAACCACAUGAAUGUGAUCAGUGUGGGAAGAGUUAUAAAGAAAAAAGGACCCUGAAGUAUCACAUGAGAAUCCACACCGGAGAGAAGCCGUACACAUGUGAUCAGUGCGGGAAGAGUUUCACACAAAAAUCAAGUCUUACAUUUCACAUGAGAAUCCACACCGGAGAGAAGCCGCACACAUGCGAUCAGUGCGGGAAGAGUUUCAAACACGCAUUCACACUUAAAUUACAUCUGCGUUCUCACUCUGGAGAAAAAACAUUUAACUGCGAUCAAUGCGGAAAAUCAUGUUUUUCAUCAUCAUCCCUGAAGAGCCACUUGAAAGUCCACACGAAGGAGAAACCUUACGUGUGUUCCUUGUGUGGAAAGAGUUUUAGUCAGAUGGGUACUUUAAAAGUACACCAGAAAAAUCACAGCGGCGUGAAGAAUUACAUGUGCUUCGAUUGUGGGAAGACUUUUGUUACGGAUGCCAUAUUGAAACAACACCAGAGAACUCACACUGGAGAAAAACCUUACAAGUGUUCACACUGCGACAAGACAUUCAGCCAGUCAGGAAAUCUGAAAAGACAUGAGAUGAUCCACACUGGAGAGAAGCCGUGCACAUGUGAUAAGUGCGGGAAGAGUUUUGGUAAUUCACGUUCUCUAGUGCGUCAUACUAAAAACAAAUGUUGUAUACUGUUGGUGAACAUUGAGACACUACCUACGCUGCAGUGAGCGACGAGUUUAGAUGAGAAUGAAAAUGUGAUGCUAACUGCUUAAAUCAGGGUUCCCCAAACUCGGUCCUGGAAGUGCCACUGUCGCUCCAACACCAAGAAUGAGAACUAAGAUAUCUAUAUUUGCUUCCACGCCAUGAAUCUAAGUUGCGUUCUGUGAUUUCAAAGUGUGCACAACAGUGUUUCUGAUAUUUAACUCAUGGUUCCAUUUCAAAGAGAUAGUUCAUUCAAAAAUAAAAAUUCCUUUUUUUUUUUUA
Pimephales promelas (fathead minnow) is the source of this 2070-nucleotide messenger RNA. RefSeq lists its product as uncharacterized. Gene Ontology annotation, cellular component: nucleus. Gene Ontology annotation, molecular function: RNA polymerase II cis-regulatory region sequence-specific DNA binding; DNA-binding transcription activator activity, RNA polymerase II-specific. Lineage: Eukaryota; Metazoa; Chordata; Actinopteri; Cypriniformes; Leuciscidae. The record is from RefSeq and is a predicted model, not a curated record. Gene Ontology annotation, biological process: regulation of transcription by RNA polymerase II.